ACUUAAUGUUCCUAGAAGGGACUUCAAUAUAGAGGGCCAGGGCGUGCCAAAGGUGGAGAAGGGUUGAAGUCGGCAUCUCUGUACAAGUAACUAAGGGAGGGGGGACUGGGUGCGUAUCAAUUGUGUGAUCACCAGUAUGGUUCUACCAAGCAAACCCUCAACAUGUUUUUAAGGAUCAUUUUGAUAACUAUAGUAUUCCAGGUUGCUGAGAAAGCUGGAGCCCCUCAGUACCCAUUUUAUACUCCUUUUGUCCCGUUUGCGCCGUUUCGUCCGUUGGAUUUCUCAAACUUCUUCAGCUUUUUCAGACCGGCCUUCGUGUACUACGAUAGACCAUCCACCAACUACGUUAAACGGCCCGCCAGCAGCAUAGUUAAUAGCGGAUCUAACGCAACUCCUUAUGUAAGCAGCAGUUUUUCUGGCGGGGGUGUUGCGACUAGCAGUUUAAGCAGCAAUAAUGGUGGUGGUGGAAGCAGCCAUCAAGAAAGCUGCUCCUAUUCCUGUUCUAAUGGGAAAUGUGUAAAAAGGUGUAAAAAAUGCCAUGAUGGAGUGUGUACCGACAUCAGUAACUAAAGAAAGAUUUGAAACCAAUAUUUUGAAAUAAAGAAUUUUGUUUUAGAA
This is a messenger RNA of Eurytemora carolleeae, 618 nucleotides long. RefSeq lists its product as uncharacterized. Lineage: Eukaryota; Metazoa; Arthropoda; Copepoda; Calanoida; Temoridae. The record is from RefSeq and is a predicted model, not a curated record. The transcript has 2 exons. Bases 163 to 570 code for a protein of 135 amino acids.